Molecule: messenger RNA, 2875 nt
Organism: Triplophysa dalaica
Lineage: Eukaryota; Metazoa; Chordata; Actinopteri; Cypriniformes; Nemacheilidae
Gene: angptl1a
Product: angiopoietin-like 1a
Exons: 5
Coding region: 385-1824 (479 amino acids)
Biological process (GO): cell surface receptor protein tyrosine kinase signaling pathway
Source: RefSeq, a predicted model, not a curated record
AGAGUUCCUCAGUCUCCAGAAAGCAGCGGUGAGUUCUAGAUCAAUGCCACUGUCGCAGAGCUUGUGACGGGAGAUCGCUGCUGAACUGUGUAGGUCACGGGACACUGGGAGGUGGGAAUCCUGAAUGAAGGAGCGCAGGGGAGGAGGCCUUAAUAUCCUGGAAGACAGGAGAUGUGUGCUGUUUUAAGGACUUUGAAAAAGCCCCGGGGUGAAUGAGGAAUCUCGGACGACUCCAAGGUUUCGUGGAGCAGACGGCAGCAAACGCUGACCCUUUCAGAAGAGGGACGGAGGACACCUGAGUAAAAGGCAAACAUUGGCUUUAUCUGGAGGAGAAGAAGAACCGAAAGAAAUCCAAAGACUGGGGAGGUGAUAACAGAAGCAACCAUGAGGGGUGUAACAUGGAGCAUGGCCAUCAUGCUCUGCCUCUCCAUCUGUUUGGUUGACAAGAGUCACUCAGAACAUGAACUGCAGACAAGACGACGCCGGGCACCUGCAGACGAUCCCAAGAGGUGUUCCUACACUUUCUUGGUCCCCCAGCAGAAGAUCACAGGUCCGAUCUGCGCCUCCGCCACAGGGCCUGAGGUAGACAAGGAUAGGGUGACACGUAUGGACAUUGCUGACGUGCGGGAUAUCUUAUCAAAGCAGCGAAGAGAGAUUGAAACGCUCCAACUUGUGGCAGAUGUGGAUGGGAACUUGGUUAACGAGAUGAAGCUUUUACGCAAAGAGUCCCGUAACAUGAAUUCCCGGGUGACGCAACUUUACAUGCAGCUGUUGCACGAGAUUAUCCGUAAAAGGGACAACUCCCUGGAGUUGGUGCAGUUGGAGAAUCGGGUUCUAAACGUCACAACGGAGAUGUUCCGCCUAGCAUCCCGAUACAAAGAGCUGGAGCUGCGUUUCGCAGGCCUUGCCGCCACAGUCAACAACCAAUCGGUAUUGAUCGCUGCUCUGGAGGAACGGUGUCUUCGUGGAUAUGGCCGUCAAGAUUUGCCGGCGGUUCCGCCAUUGGUGCAGGUGGUGCCAGAGAGCAUUCCGACCAACAAUAAUCGUUUUACCAAUGAGAUUCAGAGAGACAACAACAACCGGGCUUUUCCUAGAGGAUCCCGAAUGGAUGCUCCAACGCCUGACCCGCUGGGAAUCCCACCAGCCCCGCAGGGCACUCUCACCACAGAUGGUCCCUUCAAAGAUUGUUUUCAGGUGCGACAGGCGGGGCACACCACCAGUGGCAUGUAUCUUUUAAAGGCCGAUGGCAGCGAUAGACUGAUUCAGGCUUGGUGCGAGCAUAAAUUAGACAAUGGAGGCUGGACCGUUUUUCAGCGAAGGAAAGAUGGUUCAGUGAACUUCUUCAGAAACUGGGAAAACUACAAGAAAGGAUUUGGAAACAUAGAUGGAGAGCACUGGCUGGGCUUGGACAACAUCUAUAAUCUAGCCAAGCAAGGGGAUUACAAACUGCUGGUAGAGGUGGAGGACUGGGUUGGGAAGAAGGUGUACGCGGAGUACAGCAGCUUCCACCUGGAGUCUGAGAGCGAGGGAUUUAGGAUGAGACUGGGCACCUACCAGGGCAAUGCUGGAGACUCACUCACAAGCAACAACGGAAAACCCUUCACUACACUCGACCGGGAUAAAGACGCCUUUACAGGCAACUGCGCUCAUUUCCACAAAGGUGGCUGGUGGUACAACGCAUGUGGUCAAACAAAUCUGAACGGCGUGUGGUACUCGGGUGGCGUGUAUCGCAGCAAGUUUCAGGAUGGAAUCUUCUGGGCCGAGUAUGGAGGGGGGUUCUACUCACUCAGAUCGGUCCGUAUGAUGAUCCGGCCAAUAGACUGAGAUCUGCCACAAGAUGCCCCACUCUUUAACAGAUGACCCCAAAUGAGUCCAAAACCCUUGAAUGUACUCAUAAUUCACUUCAGCACUUAUUUAUAACCACACAAUCAUUUUUAUGAGGAACGAUUAUGUAUAGCGCAGUAUAGUCACCAUGGGUACAAAACAAUGUACCGAUAAAAAAUCAUAAAAGCCUACGUAUGAUGGAGUGAAAGGACUUAAGACUGACUCUUACAAACGUCCUCUUGGACACAUCUUGGAAACCGAUGGCCUCACACAAAGAUCACACUCUUAAACUCAUAGUUGGAGUCGGACAAUAGGGUCAUGGUGAACUUUAGCAUCUUCUGGUCCUCUCCAACCCUUCCAUUUACUCUCAUCUUGUUUUACUGUCCUUGUCCAACAUUGCCCUUUCUCUUCAUCUUUAUUGGUGAUUUAUUCCAUCUGACUCUUCCUCUUUUUUGAAUCUUGGACAGAUGACACCUAAGCCUCAAAGGCUUCAAUUUAAAGAUCUUCAACAAUUUCUUUAUUUCUAUCACACACUUCACUGAGGUGUAUAUGUUACAAACAGGACAGGCUCUGGGCCAUACAGUUUGUUGACUUUUAUCCGUAAUGUUGGUCUGUAAAUAUACUGUUUGUAUUGUUUGUUUUUGUAAGAGCUUAUUUAAGGACUCACCUCCAAUCCACUCUAAUUCAUUUGUUAUUUAUACAUCUGUAUUUAUGACAGUUAUAAUAGUACAGUCAUCUAUUUAACCCAGAUUUUGAUGUACCAUUGUGCUUUUAACAUGUAUUAUAUUUGGCUUCAGGCCUGUAACAACCAAGGAAUUGGAAGGGGACAUGCAUAAUCUGAAACAAAAGUUUAACAUUUGGUUCUGCCAAUUCAUAAACAUGCAAAAUCGAAAAAAAAAACAUAAUACACAUCAUUAAUUUCUAGAUUUGUUACAACUAAACCCAGACACACAAACACUUAUUUCCAACUGAUGUACUUUCAUUGACAGCCCGUGAGCACACUCACUGCAAAUGUUGUUUUUUUAUCUAAAAAUAAAAAAUAGUUAUAUUA